UAUAAUUCUGUAAAGAAGUUCUCUGAUUUAAAAUCAGUAAUUUCUACAAAGAAUGAGCUUAAGACAAGCACAAAUAAAUCAAGUUGUGAAAAUUAUAGAACCAGACGUUUAAAAGGCUAUACUGAUAAAAACGAUGUGUUUCUUAACACAUGCACGAAAAUUGCUGAUAAUCAAAAAGAAAUAUUAGAAGAAGCCAUAUCCUCUAAACUCAAUUUUUGUAAGUACAUGAAUUAUCUGUUUUAUGACAUGCUAAAUACUAUGAAACCAUUUCAUUAUUAUGUAUUAUUAAACCAGUUUUAUAGUGAAAUUGAAAAAUUUUGGGAUUGUUUAGAGCACAUGGAAGAUAUUGACAUAAAUACAUAUGAAAAACUUAAAAUUUUAUAUGAAUUGUAUGAUGAUUUCAUUGAAUUUAAAAAAGAAUCAUACACGGAAAAUGCAAUAUCUUGUGAGCAUGGUGCAAAAUGUGUUCAACUCUAUACAACUCACUCAAAAAAGUGUAAAGAUAAUUACAACAAUAAGUUUUGCAUGAUAUUAAUAGAUUUUAGAAAAGAGUAUGAAGAUUAUAAGACUAAAGUAAAAAAAUGUGGGGAUAGUAUGCAAUACUUAGAGCCAAUAAUAAGUGAUUCAUCAUCUCCCUUUUUAGUAUCAACCGCUGCAAUGUCAGCAAUAUCUGUCGCUUUGUUUGUUUCUUACAAGGUGCAUGGUUACGUCCUAGAUUACCAGGUGGCAAAAAGAAAGCGAAUAUAG
Molecule: messenger RNA, 747 nt
Organism: Plasmodium vivax (malaria parasite P. vivax)
Lineage: Eukaryota; Apicomplexa; Aconoidasida; Haemosporida; Plasmodiidae
Product: variable surface protein Vir1-related, truncated
Exons: 2
Source: RefSeq, a predicted model, not a curated record